Molecule: messenger RNA, 1007 nt
Organism: Drosophila elegans
Lineage: Eukaryota; Metazoa; Arthropoda; Insecta; Diptera; Drosophilidae
Exons: 1
Coding region: 58-579 (173 amino acids)
Molecular function (GO): protein binding
Source: RefSeq, a predicted model, not a curated record
GAUUUGAUAUCGAUAUACAGUCCAAAGUCCAAAGUGUAUAAAAGUAAAGCUCGCAAGAUGCCGCAAGUGAAAUCCCCGCCAGAAACUGGAGCAGGAUCUCCCGAGGAAACCUCGACUGCGGCAGUGGCGGCGGAUGCCAGUGAAACGGAGCGCCUGGUGAAGCUGGUGAUGGCCAUGGGUUAUCCCGAGGGCGAGGUCCGCCUUUCGCUAGCCCGUAGCAACAACAACGUACAGCGGGCGGUACAGAUUUUGGUCGAAGGAGAGGAUGACGGUGAAUCCCGGAAACGGCGUCAUAGUCGCCAGCGUUUGAAGCAGUUGCGCAGCUCCCUUUUGGGACAACCCCUGGCCACGGACGACACCAUCGUCCAGAUGAUGCGGGAUCAGAGGAUGGCACAAACCCUGCGCGAGAUGGUCAACGAGAGCAGCGUGGAGGUCAUGCAACUGCUGCUCGCGGAGGAGGAGCAGGAGGUGGAGGACUUUGACGAGGGACAGGAGGAGGAGCAGGUGUCCCAAGAGGAGCUGGGAAGCUCCAUGGAGCAGGCAUCUUCAUCCGCCGAGAACUCGCCAUCAAGCAACUAAUUCAAAUAUAGAUGUUACUAUCGCUUUUUAACUCAACUGGUAUCGUUUUUUGGAACUGCAUACCUUGAAAAACGCUUUAAGUUAGUACCGUUUUAAGUUAGUAAUUGAAGAGUUCUUAAGUUUUUUUUUCAUAAUUUAAAUAUUUAAAACACCUCAAUGUAAAAAAAUGGUGUCCAAAGGUUAAGUCUUUUGUUUGUAAUAAAACCUUAAAAAAUAAGAGUUCAAUUUUGAAUACCACCUCAAUGAAUUUGGUUUAAAGAUAAAGCUUAUAAACGUUUUCUUCUAAGUCUAAGACCUAGAUAUUACUUUAUUCAAAACACUUACAAUUUCUUGAGAGUUAAAAAUAUGGUUGAUUCUAAUGUGUGAACUUAAAAAAGAACAUGUUUCUAAAAAUUAUUAAAAAAAAAAAACAGUACUGUUUUUAAAAA